This is a messenger RNA of Apaloderma vittatum (bar-tailed trogon), 486 nucleotides long. RefSeq names its product GINS complex subunit 3 (Psf3 homolog) (gene GINS3). The record is from RefSeq and is a predicted model, not a curated record. Gene Ontology annotation, cellular component: GINS complex. Lineage: Eukaryota; Metazoa; Chordata; Aves; Trogoniformes; Trogonidae. Gene Ontology annotation, biological process: mitotic DNA replication initiation.
AUGGUGGAGGCAGCUUGGUUUUUCUCUUUCAUGCAGGGCUCAAAGCUGGAAGUACCUCUGUGGCUGGCAAAAGGUCUGCAGGACAGCAAAAGGAGAAUAAUUUCUGUGGAGCUGCCCAAGAUUUACAAGGAAGCCUGGAGGACGGUGUUCAGCGCUGAUGCCAACGUGGUCGAUCUGCAUAAAAUGGGGCCAUACUACUACGGGUUUGGCUCCCAGCUCCUGAAUUUUGACAAUCCAGAGAAUCCCGAUAUCGCUCAGACUAUCCUGCAGACGUUCAUCAGCCGCUUCCGUCGCAUCAUGGACUCCUCCCAGAACGCCUACAACGAAGACACGUCGUUUUUUGAGUUGGAGCGAGCCUUAUUUCGAGCUGGUCAGAAAGGGCUGAACGACUUCCAGUGCUGGGAAAAGGGACAGGCCUCUCAAAUCACAGCUUCCAGUCUGGUCCAGAAUUACGGGAAAAGAAAGUUCACAGAAGUGGAAGGUUAA